UUAAUAUUUAUAUUUUAGUCCUUAUGUUUAUCAUUAUUUAUAUGUUAUUCUUGGAUCCUUCACCAGCUCCACCGCUUUUUACCAAUGGAGUCUUGGGCCGCAAGAGAAGCGGCCAUGGAUGGAGUGAGGGAGAGCUUGUGAGCUUCGUCUCUUCGUGCAUGACGAUCGCCACCCGCUUGAUUCUUUGCCGGAGGUCUCGACCUUCCCGGCCACACGACGACGACGUUGAAUCUGGCCCCACUUCUUCUCUUUCCCGCCGGCGCCACCAUCAUCGUGACGAGCUUGAAGUUUCUCCCCGUUCUGCUCAUCAUGGCCGUUUCCCCUCUCGCCGUUCUUCUCAUUCGGGACAAGAAUCCUCUCCGUUCGAUCACAAUUGUUCUGGUGAAUUUGGGACAGGCACCACCAGCAGUGAUCCUCGAAAUGCUACUAGUCAGGGUCAGUAGACUGAGAUCAAUCCGAGUGAGAGAUUACCCGGCG
Dioscorea cayenensis subsp. rotundata (Guinea yam) is the source of this 477-nucleotide messenger RNA. RefSeq lists its product as uncharacterized. NCBI's taxonomy places the organism in Eukaryota, Viridiplantae, Streptophyta, Magnoliopsida, Dioscoreales, Dioscoreaceae. The transcript is spliced from 2 exons. The coding region runs from base 24 to 443 and encodes 139 amino acids. The record is from RefSeq and is a predicted model, not a curated record.